Messenger RNA from Chenopodium quinoa (quinoa), 861 nucleotides. RefSeq lists its product as uncharacterized. The transcript has 3 exons. Bases 1 to 861 code for a protein of 286 amino acids. The record is from RefSeq and is a predicted model, not a curated record. NCBI's taxonomy places the organism in Eukaryota, Viridiplantae, Streptophyta, Magnoliopsida, Caryophyllales, Amaranthaceae.
AUGCCGUGGGUGAAAGGGGAUAUUCCUUUAGUUAAUUCAAGCCAAUCUCUAGGGGUGGCUUUGACGUGGAAGGUUAGUGACUUUAUAGAUAGGGAUACGAGAACUUGGAAGGCAGGGAAGGUCAGAGAAUGUUUUGAUUGGGACUGGGCGAAGAAAAUUCUAUCGAUGGAGCUCCCGCUAGACAACGAGGAUGACUUUCUCUAUUGGAAAUACCAUCCAUCGGGCAGGUAUACGGUUAAAACAGGAUACUUCUAUCUUUCUAAGGAAUUGGGGUCAAACACCACCAUUUGCGUGGCAAGGGAGCAGGAAUUUAUUAAGCUGAUCUGGAGAAUGAAUAUACCACCGAAAUGGAAGUUGUUUCUAUGGAAGUUGUGUCACGAUGGCAUUGCCGUGAAGGAAAACUUGGCAAAGAGAGGCAUGAGUACCGACACAGAAUGCGAUCGCUGUAGAGAGGGCGAGGAAAAUAGUCAACAUCUUUUCAGCGAGGAUGGGAAACAAGGAGGUCGUUGGGUGAGUUUUAUUGCAACUCUUUGGGGCUUGUGGAAGGCUAGGAAUGCUAGAUGUUUCAGAAAUGUGGUUGGAACGAGUAGCCAGGUGAAAGAUUUUAUAGAUGCUACAAUUCAGGACCAUGAACAUUUCACCUAUCGAGCUGGUAUUUUAUCGAAGGAAGAGGCGAAUGGUAGGGAUGAUCCUACCCUACCCCCGGGGUUUAUCUGUGUCCAGUUGGGGAAAGAGAGGACAGGGUUUGAUGAUUUCAGAGUAGAAGUCGACGGCUCAUGGGACAGGACAACCACGGGGGCAGGAAUAGGCUGGGCGGUUAAGGACAAUGGUAGUGGUGGAGAGGUGGGUGAGGGAGGGUAA